Messenger RNA from Rhineura floridana, 5323 nucleotides. RefSeq names its product ATP-dependent RNA helicase DDX19B. Gene Ontology annotation, molecular function: ATP binding; RNA helicase activity; RNA binding. The record is from RefSeq and is a predicted model, not a curated record. Gene Ontology annotation, cellular component: cytoplasmic stress granule; nucleus. NCBI's taxonomy places the organism in Eukaryota, Metazoa, Chordata, Lepidosauria, Squamata, Rhineuridae. Bases 165 to 1640 code for a protein of 491 amino acids. Gene Ontology annotation, biological process: poly(A)+ mRNA export from nucleus. The transcript has 13 exons.
CGGAACGGUAGCGACGUAGCCUGGAUUUUCCGGCACGGCGCCUUUUACAGCUGCACCGGAGGCCUCACUUUGCCUCUUCCGGGCGCGCCUGCGCAGUUCUUUCCGGUGUCGUCGUUGCGGCUCGUGGGGUUUGCCCAGCCGGCUCCUUCCUCACCCGCAACAGCAUGGCGACAGAUUCCUGGGCGCUCGCGGUGGACGAGCAGGAAGCGGCGGCGACGUCGAGCGGAGCACAGGGAGCUGUCUCAGUACAUCUACAGAUGAGCAAUUUGCAUCUGAAGGAGGAGAAAUCCAAGCCUGACUCCAAUGGUGCAGUUCUCAGGACACAUAACAAUGCAGAGAAGACUGAAGAGGAGGAAAAAGAGGACCGAGCCGCCCAGUCAUUGCUCAACAAGCUGAUCCGUAGCAACUUGGUGGACAACACAAACCAAGUGGAGGUUCUGCAGAGGGAUCCGACAUCUCCCCUUUACUCAGUGAAGUCUUUUGAGGAGCUGCGGCUGAAGCCACAGCUGCUGCAGGGUGUCUAUGCCUUGGGUUUCAACAGACCAUCCAAGAUUCAAGAGAAUGCAUUGCCAAUGAUGCUUGCAGAGCCUCCACAGAACCUGAUUGCACAGUCCCAGUCUGGAACUGGUAAGACAGCGGCUUUUGUCUUGGCAAUGCUUAGCAGAGUGGAACCGGAGAACAGAUACCCCCAGUGUCUCUGCCUCUCUCCAACAUACGAGCUGGCUCUUCAGACGGGCAAGGUGAUCGAACAAAUGGGCAGGUUUUAUCCGGAGCUGAAACUUGCUUACGCAGUUCGAGGCAACAAAUUGGAGCGUGGCCAGAAGAUUGCUGAGCAGAUUGUCAUUGGCACACCGGGCACCGUCCUGGACUGGUGCUCCAAGCUGAAAUUCAUCGACCCCAAGAAGAUCAAAGUCUUUGUCUUGGAUGAGGCGGAUGUCAUGAUUGCCACCCAAGGACACCAAGAUCAAAGCAUCCGUAUCCAGAGGAUGCUUCCCAGAGACUGCCAGAUGCUGCUGUUUUCAGCCACCUUUGAAGACUCGGUGUGGAAGUUUGCCCAGAAAGUUGUCCCUGACCCCAACAUCAUCAAGCUGAAGCGGGAGGAGGAGACACUGGACACCAUCAAGCAAUACUACGUGCUGUGCAACAGCCGUGAGGAGAAAUUCCAUGCCCUCUGCAACAUCUAUGGCGCCAUCACGAUCGCGCAAGCAAUGAUCUUCUGCCACACUCGCAAAACGGCUGGCUGGCUGGCAGGAGAGCUCUCCAAGGAGGGUCAUCAGGUGGCCCUCUUGAGUGGUGAGAUGAUGGUGGAGCAACGGGCUGCGGUGAUUGAGCGCUUCCGGGAGGGCAAGGAGAAAGUUUUGGUGACGACGAAUGUCUGUGCCCGAGGGAUCGAUGUGGAGCAGGUCUCUGUCGUCAUCAACUUUGACCUUCCGGUUGAUAAAGAUGGGAAUCCAGACAACGAGACGUACCUUCACCGCAUCGGUCGCACAGGCCGGUUUGGCAAGAGGGGCUUGGCCGUCAACAUGGUGGACAGCAAGCACAGUUUGAGCAUCCUUAACAGAAUCCAGGAACAUUUCAACAAGAAGAUUCAUAAACUGGAUACAGAUGAUUUGGAUGAAAUUGAGAAAAUAGCAAAUUGAAACUCAAGCUGCCAGAAGUGGUGCACAAGCCCUCCCAUGGUAGCGCUCCCACUACAAUUGGAUCAGCAUCCUGAUUGGCACAAGUCUUAGCCAGUUACGUGCAAAGGGACGUUUUUAAAGUUAACAAAUACACAGAAAUUACCUCAUCUUUAAAAGAAAAAAUGUGGCUGGACUUGAUUUUUAGAGAUGUACAAACUCUGGAGAAAGAAGAAAUGUUUACAGGAACUUUUAACUUUCUUUUUCUAGUUUAGCCUUAAAAUGGGAAGAUAUCUUAAAUUCUAAAGAUGAUGCCAAAAACAUAGCCAAUCAAUAAGCAGAAGAGAGAAUAUUACAUACCUGCUUUUAUCUCUUAUUGAGAGGGGAGCAACGUUUUAACAUGGCCACGUAGUAUAUUAAAUGUUCCAACAUUUCAGUAUAGAGAGAGGACCUUUCAUUAUUUGGCAGAGAGCUCAGAAUGUGGUUUUCAUGAAAUGGCAUUUUUCACUUAGAGCUUUCUGAUUUUUCUAAACUUCUUGCACUGCUAAUUCCUUAGGUAGGUAGCCCAGAGAUACUGCUCUUUACUAGUUGAGUGGUCAUCUACUUUCAGUUCUCUCCUCCUUCUCAAGGAACCCUGGGAACUGUAUUCUAACCUGCUGCUCUCCAGAGGUUGGUUGGACUCCAACUCCCAUCAGCCCCAGCCAGCAUAGCCCAUGGUUAAGUAUGAUGGGAGGGAUAGUCCCAACAAUGUCUGGAGGGUACCAUGCUGACCGCCCCUGUGGCACCUUGAUAUCCUCAGUCACCUUGAAGGACUACCCAGAGGUUUUCCUCCCUCUCCAUUAUCCUCACAACGCUUUGAGGUAGGUUAGGCAUGAGAGACUAUGACUGGCCCAAGGUAACCUGGGAAGCUUCAUGGCUGAGUGGGGAGUUGAACCCUGGUCUCCCAGGUCUCAAUCCAACACUCUUAACAACUACAUCACACUGGCAAACAAAAAAUAAUUCUCCAUUUGUCAAGAGCACCAGGGAGAAGCUGCACUUUGUGAGCGGGUAACAAUGUAUGUGUAUGAAGAGGUAGAGGAGGUUGAAAUAUUUAUUGGGUUCUCGCACAAGGAGAAGAAAAGGCUCCAAGUUGAUUGCAAAGCUUGUGUAGUCGGUGCAGCUACAAAGUCAUGUGGAGCCUCUAUCCUGGGCCAGAUUUCAUUCAUUGUAAAAUCCACCACCAGAGUUUUAGGCAGAUAAGGAACUUCCACAUGGUUGCUGGCAAAGGCUCAGUUCCACAGGCCAGGUUGCAUUCCAGGCUUCUGUAGCAACUGAUCAGGAGGUGAGGAGAGCUUGCUCUCAUCUUUGUGUACAAUCAGCACGGUGGUGUGGCUGAUUUAGAGGUAUCUUAUUUCUGCAAAUCCCUUUUGAGAAGGGAUGAGGGACCUGUAGCCCUCCAGCUGUUGAUGGGCUACAACUCCCAUCAUCUGUGAUCAUUGUCCAUGCUGGCUGGGGCAUAAUAAUGGCAGUUGGGAGUCAAACAACAUCUGGAUGGGCCACAUCCUAUUAACAGUAGAUAUAAGCAUAUUGGGAUGGGAAACCACCAAGCAAUAUUCUAGUGUACUCAAGGUAGGCAGCUGCGUGAUCUGGCUCUUCCAGACUUGCUCUGUAUUGUUGGAAACCUGUUUUUGCCUCAGACAGACAAUGCUCACAUAAACAGACACAAAGAUCCAGAUUUCUUUUUUGGGAAGCCUCCCUCUUUGCUGGGCAGAAGGUUCUCUAUGCUGUCUGUAAGAUACCUGGCAGCAGCGUAGAUCAGUUGGAUCACCAGGAUUUGAAUGAGGAGGGUCCAAAUGUAACCUGUAACCUGCAGACUAGGGGACCUAUUUAGCUCUCCAUUCAACAUACCAAUGCUUUUGUAUGUAAAAGAGUAGGACCCUUGGAUGUUCUAAGCACCAUGAUCCCAAGGUUCCUUACGUGUCUUCCCACCUCACAUUGCUUCCUUGAAAAGUUAAGAGCGGAGUGAGAUGUAUUCGGUGGCCACUUGGUCGGUGGCCGAGAAGAAAGUGACUUUCAGCUUUUGUGACCGUCGUGUUUGAGCCUGAUUCUUUGUGGCUUUCUUGUAGUAGGGUCCUCUGCUCCAUCCAGAGUUAGGUCCUGGGCUGAAUGGAAAGGGCCCUGACUUAAGGUACCUUUUCUCAGCUGCUACACAAGAUUGCCAUAAGGUCAUAGCCAGCUGCUCUUGUUAGCAAGGACAGGACACGCGGAGAGUUCCAUCUGCACCCUGUAGCAUUGAGUACAGAUCCUUUAGUUAAGCCAAAGGUGAAAUCCCAUGUUUUGUAGAGUGCGGAGGAUUACUUUUACGCUCUCCAAAGCUCCAUGUGGAGCAAGCGAGAUGUUUGCCCAGCCGUAGGUGUCUUAAGGGCUUUGUGAGCCUUCAGUUAUUUUGUGUCCUAGAAGAAAGACCAAGCAAAAAGCUACGCUGUUAGUGAUUUGAACCUGCAUUCUGUUGUGACAAUGUAUUUGCUGUGCCUAGUAAGCAUGCUGCUUGCUCGCUCAGCUAAUUAUUUGACAUAUGUAGGGUUGUUCAGCUAUGUCCUUUGUUUGAUAUUUCAAGCAGAAUGCCUUUGCUUUGACUGCAACAGCCUUGGAAAGAUGGUUACAUCGGUACAUGUUUGCACUUUAGGGCUGGGCUGUUGCUUUAGCUAUUAUCGAUCUAGAGUUGUCUGGGGAGGAAUGGAGCGGGGGAGCCGUUGCAGUUAAAACUCAAAAGUUCACAGGACAUAGAUACCCACAGAGCAGAAGUCAUGUUUAAAACAGAGUGGUAAAAAGUGCUACUCUGUACAAUAGACAUAAGAAAUAUUUCAUCUCUGUGAUUCUGAACAGGCAACCUAUGCUGGCUCAGUCCAGAAAAUGGACGGGAAGGAGUAGAGAGUAGCACUUGGCGAAGGGGGUGGCGGCGGCAUACAUGGGUGAACCGCUAAGGGAGGGAUUAUAAAUGAUCCAAUAUCUUUGGACAAUAUUUCCAGUUCAUGCAGGUUCAAAGUUUGGUGGGUACUCUGUGCUGUAAUCAAACUCCUUCCAACCACACAGACUUGCCCCAGCAGAAUAUCUGCUGAACUUGGUGUGCAGUGUAAGGGUGGAAAGGCAGGGAAAGGUAAAUUGUCAGGGUCAGAGGCUUCUUGUACUGAUGCAGUUUUUAAUUUGCCUUUUGAGCAUGCUUUGCCUUCAUGACAGAUGGAGAAUUGGAACAGCCCCCUACUUGGUACAGGAAGCCUGGAAACAAAUACAUUGUAAAUGCUGGUUAUUUAUCCAUUUAAAAAAACAAACAAACAACUCCAGUUCUUCUAUUCAAUGGUGGGGAUAUGGAUUCUAAUAUGAAGCAAAACAAGAGAGCCACAACUUGUUUUAAAAUAUAUACUUAUUAUAAACUUUAGGAAGUGGGUGUGUAGGCUCCUCUCAAUUUUUGUUAAAUGGCUUUAGAGGUGGUGGGGCAAGUUUUUUUUAACCAUACCAACUUUGUAUAGCAGGGUAUAUAUAUUUUUCUUCUGCUCAAAAGGUGUAGGUGUGUGCUUUUAUGUGGUAGAGAGCCUUCAAACACCUCCUUUAGCAGAACAGUUGAGUGACAAUGUGAGAGCGGCGUGCUGCCACUGAAUGAUCAUAGAAUGCGGCUGAGCAAGGGGGGGUCUUUCUAUUGUAUUUUUCAGAUGGAAUAAAGAACACAAAAG